AGUUUGUGCGAGUGCUAUUUUUGGUUCCAAGGGAAGAAACGUGAAAAUUUUCGUUCCGUGCAAAUUGUUCGAUGCAUCGGCAGAAGAAGGUGGUGUCCGUCGCGUGAAGGAAGGAAGCUCCUCCGGUGCAAAGAGAACCAACCAAACCAUAACAAAAACAAAGAAGAAAUCGACGACCUCUUCGUCUGCUGCUGCUGUUUCUUCUGCUUCAGCAGCCUGGCUGGCUGAAGAGAGUGUGUUGUGUUGUGUACACACAAAUACACUACACUCUCGAGGUAGACAGCACAGCGUAGGAAAGAAAAGCGAAACGCGUUCAAGUCGCUUCCAUCACCAUCGGGCCCGGGAGGAAGAAGUCAGGAAAUAACAAUUUAAUUGUUCUCAAUUCGAAUUCCACGGACGAGAACGACUACGGUUCGGUGUUCGAUUGGGAUUGGGAUUGAGAUUGAUAGCUGGGCUGAAGGCAACAGAAAGUCUCAUCGGUGCAGCUGUGCGUACACCGGCUUAGAACGAGAGAAAGAGUUGAAAUUCGGACACUGACCGGAUCGAAUCGAGUUGCCGACUUUUCGAAGGUGGUGGAACACCGGUGCCGGACGACAUAAGAGAUACAAGGCAUAUCUUUGCUGUACGUCUUGUAACGACAAGGAAGGAAGCCACCUUAUUUGGUGAAACGAAACCCAGAAGCACACGGACGACGGAGGUAGCCUUGUUGCACCGACGCAGCCGAGAUAAGACCGACGGCGGAAGACCUUCGGACACCCUCACGGCACACACAUGAAUAUGAUUCGAUGGCUCUGGAUGGUGCCGGUGAUGGCGUGGUGAAUCACCACGACCUCCUCCGCCUCCUCCAAGCCACAGCAAACGACGACACGCAGCAAUUGGACAACUGGCUCGUAAACCCUGAAAACGAACCCUUCACCAUAAGAUGUAGCCGCCGGCUUCGGGGUUAAUCCCGUGUGCACGCGCCUAUGUGUGUGUGUGUGCGUGUUACCUUGUUACGUAAUUACCUGUGAUCUCUCCGUGCGAAACGUUAGUGGAUUUGAUUCAACCCGCAAAUAAGAACGAUGGCCGAAAUGGGUCCACCCGGCUAUGGCGGUGGAGGUCCGCCUCCACCGGUGCCUACGGUUCGGACCUCGUCACUGCCCGGUCCGAUGCCCCAGCCCAGGAAUACGACGCAAGCAGUAGUGCACCAUCAACCUCAGCAACAAUCGCAGCAUCUUCAGCCGCAAGUGAUCGUAGCAACCGGUGCUAGCGGUGGCGGUGUUGCCAUGGUACCGCAACUUCAACUACACCAGCAACAACAACAACAACAACAACAACAACAACAGCAGCAGCUGCAACAGCAACAGCAACCGUCAAGCAAUCAGAUCUUUAACACCCCGGCAAAUCUCCCUGGCAAUAACAACAACAACAACAAUAAUAUUAACAGCAGUAGCAGCAGCAGCAGCACCGGCCUACUGAGCGGUCCGCGGUUUGUCGUUCUGCAUCGGCACAAUGGCGACUUUGGUUUCACCCUGCGGCACUUUAUCGUCUAUCCACCGCCGGAAGCAACUUCGGACCCCAACACCGAUCGCCUAGCGGCGGCAGCCGGGAUGCCCAACUUUGCCCAACCGAUGGACACCGUGUUCGUGAAGAAGGUUCACCCGAACUCGCCGGCCUUCCUGGCCGGACUGCAGGAAGGCGACCGGCUGCUGGCGGUGAAUGGCCUCUCGGUGGCCAGCUUGCCGUACGCGCAAGUCGUGGCGACGAUUCAGCAGACGCCGAAAACGCUGACGCUGCAGGUGGUGCCGAAGAACUACGACCUGCUGCAGACGUACUUCAGCGAAACGGCCUACAAUCCGGAAACGAACCAACGGCCCCAGCCUCAGCCUCAGCCUCAGCAGCAGCAGCUCUUCAUUCCAAAGGCGGCUUCGACGCCCAACUCGCGGUCUAGCGUGAGCGGAGGAGUCAAGCGACUGCUGACCGACGUCCAGGAGAAGCAGGAAUCGCUCUACAGCACGCUGCAGGAGAUUGUCGAGAAUGCCACCGCGAACAAGGCGGCCAUCUACGCGGAGGUGCCGAGGAUCCGCUCGCCACCGGUGGCGGCCGAAGCCCCCAGGGCAGCCGCCGCCGCCACCGCCAACGCAAUGCAGCAACGGUCCUCUGCCAAGCCUCUGGUCUUUGACUUUGAUCCCGUCAAACAGCAGCACUACCUAAUGUCUCAACAGCAGCAGCAGCAGCAGCAACAACAUAAGCAGCUGCAGCACGGCAAGGACAGUGAUUCGAUCAGUUCGUACGAUUCGGUAAAGUCCGCCGCGACCCUCUCGGCCAACGAUGUCCUGAUGGGCGGCGGCGAUAGUGCAAUAAUGUCCCGAUUGCGGAAGAGUUUCGAGCAGAAGGAGGAAUUCCUGAGGCGCCCAGCGCCGGUCGUUCCCCAGUCGGCUGCCGUCGCUCCGUUCGAUGUCCAACAACGGGAAUUCUACGGGCGGCCCAACCGGUUACAGAAAUCCGUUUGGCCACCACCACCAGUACAACAGCAACAGCCACCUCCCUCCAUAACCACCAUGCCUGUGAUAACCUCCUCCAACGACCUCCAAGAUUCCUUAGCAAAACCAUCGAAAAUGUCCUCCGGGACGCAAACGACGACGACGACGACGACGCCCACGACGAUGGUGGUGGCGCCAAAACCAACUGCCACCGGUAGCAGCUUAGCAGCGGCUCGCGAGCAGCACUCAUCCCACCUGUCGGCCAUCCGGGAGCAGUUCUUCAGCGGAAUCAACGGCUUGACGGUGGAACAGGUUCAGUUUGGCCCUCCACCCAAAUCGGCACCUCCCUCGCUUGCGAUGCAAAGAGACCAACAGCAACUGAGUGGAUCGCAAUCGGCACUUCCCCUGUCGCCGCACAGUAUGCACGUUGUAUCGGAGAAGACCAAGCUGUUCGAAUCCGGGCGGCCCCUGUCGCCGGACGGCAUCGACCGAGCCGAACUGUACAAGAGCGAACUGAGCCGGAUAAACACCAAACAGGUAGUGGCGAAUGUGGCCGUGCGGCGGAAAGAGUUUGAAUUGAAGGCGGAGAGCACCGGUUGGCGAAGAUCGACAGAAGAAAAACCCCGCUCGGUAAGUUCGGAUUCCGACUCUCGUCGGACGCCGAUUCGAGUGCGGUCCCUGUCUGUCGAAUCGACCCAUAUGAAAGAUCCCUCCGUUCUCCUGUACGCCAGCACCGGCAGCAGUGACGAUCAGCAAAUCUCCAAGGAGAGCAUAUCUCCGGGACCUUGCACCCUUCUCCGACAGCGACCGGUUCGGGAAAAUUCCUACCGCAAUGCAGUCCGUAACUCGACAGCAUUUUGGUUACAAGGACCGGCCACAUCGGGAACAUUCGUACCGCCACCAUCAGCACUGAGUCCCCCGUCCUCGGCACCACCCUCGCAUACCCAUUCCUCGUUUCCCUUCUCGCCGUCCGGCGCCUCCUGCAACACAUCGUCCUCCUCCUCCUGUUCGUCCUCUUCCCUGACGCUGGGCAUGACCCCAAUCCCACCGGUUCGUACCUACGCGGCCGCGCACCACCGGCUCCAGCCCCUCUCCGAGGAACAGUUCAAGCUGAAGAUGCUCCACCGCAAUCAAACGAUCGUCGAAGUGCACAGCCAACCACCGCAGGCCGAAGAAAGCGGCGGAGCCAUCAGCAGCAGUUCCGACGAGGGAGGACCACUCGCCGCCGGUGGUGCCGACGGUGAUGUCGAUAUGAAACCAGUUCCUAGCGCCGCAGCGGUUGCAUCUUCGUCUUCCGGUGCAGAUGUUGCUGGUAGUGCGGCGGCCGUCGUCGUCGUCGCUCCGUCUUCGUCUACUUUGGCUACCGUGGCGGCUGUCCGGCCGACGACGUUGAAUUUAUGUUCAGACUCCAGCCAGGUUGUGCUCCGCCAGAAGCAGCAGCAGCCCAACUCCUCGUCGCUCACCAUCGAGGAGGAUGAGCGCAAGACCCGUCGGAUAUCGUACCUCCGGGCGACGGCCCACGACAAUCUGUUCCAGAUGAUGGAGAGCAGCGACCCUUCGGACAGCAGCCCGAUGUCCCUGCCGCCCGAUACGCCGGACACCGAGCCGGAAGCGAUCGGCGAUCAGCAGCAAUUGCAGCCAGCUUCUCAACAACAGCAGCAGCAACAAUCGCAAUCUCAGCAACCUUUGCUCGCUGCUGCCCAGCAACCGCAGCUACCGCAGCAACUGAAGAGCGCGUAUCGUCCCUGGCGACGUCCGCGACUCACCAGCGACAUUCAGCCGCUGCGAAGGCUGUUCGAUGAAUCACCCCUGGUCGUCAAUUUGCCACCGAUUCUCGAACAGCAACAGCAGCAGCAACAAUCGGAACCGUCGACGCCAACGGCGACUGCCAAAAUCGGAACGGGCUCGGUGAUGGAUCUGUCCAAACUGGUCGGUGCUGAGAGUGAUGAAGAGGAACCCGCCACCAAGGAACUGGUGCCGCAGAUCAGGGUUGGCUCGGAAGGAGCGCCGAAGCGAUCGUCCUCGCUGACGACGGCCAUGCUGAGCAGCCAGUUGAGCGGGACCAGCAUGGGGAAUCUGCACGUGAUUACUACCACGUCGGCUUCCGGUAUCGUCACGAGGAGCUACUUCUUCGCGCAAAGCCACAGUGCCAAAUCGAAAGCGUUGGCCCACUUCCGGGACUCGCCGGCGGAUCCCUCGAUGCCGGUGCUGCGCGAGGGUGAACUCAACGUCAAGGUGACGCUCAUUGAUGGCAAGCGUUCGCAGGAUCGCAGCUGGCGAACGGUUCAUGCCGAGCUCCGGGGCAGCCGGCUCAAGUUGACGUUGCUGCGCGACGGGAAGGCUUCCAGUCAGAGCCCCGAACCGUCCGGGAUAAUCGAUCUCACCAACUUUCACGUGGCCGAGGGUAACUACACCAAGCGGAAGAACGUAUUCAAGCUGACGACGGUGUCCUACCAUCACCAGCAUCAACCGCAGCAUCUCUUGCAACAGCAACAACAGCAGGUGUCGGGUCCGACCAGUGCCCAAUCGCACCAGCAUCUGGCGGUUCACCACACACAGUCGAGCGGUUUGGCCUCGUCGGCGUCGGCGUCUUCCUCCGGGGGAUCCUCUUCGGUGUACAAAGGCUACGAGAGGGAACUGCUGCUUCAGGCCGACUCCCACAAUGAUAUGCGCCUGUGGAUGGAUUCGCUGCGGACCGUCUGUCGCAGUAGUCAGUACCUGAACAGUAGUGACUACAUCAACAACUUCGGCGGUCAACAGGCCGAACCGCAACGGGUGGCCGCCCUGACCAGUGUGCAAUCGACGAGUAACGACGAAUUUUCGCCGGUUCUAUCGACGAAAUCCCACCGUAAGUAUGCCCUAGGGUCUCGAUCGCCCUCGGGUCAGUCGCCGGUCACCAAGAGCCGGAAGACUCCCCAGCAGAGUUCGGCUGCCUCGCUGGCCCCGGCCGCUGUUGCCAGCAGCGGCCAAUCCCACAGCGGAAAGGAGAGCAGCGAUAAGGAAACCGGGUCGCCCAAAUCCAAAACCUGGAAGGGUAUCGUGGCUCGGCAGUUCCGAAAAAUGCAAGGACAACCCGGUUCACCGGGUGCCCAAAAUGCGGAUAUGCUCCUACCGGACGGAGCCUCCAUCAACGUUAUUCUACAGCUGUGUCCCCCGUCGGACGAGAACCCCUACGUCCCGCUGCUCCUAGCCAAGUGCACCAACAUAGUUGAAUCCAAAGGGCUCGGAGUGAUCGGAAUCUACCGGAUACCGGGCAACACGGCUGCCAUAUCUCAACUGACCGAACAGGUCAACCGAGGCAUGGACGAAGUCACCCUCCGGGACCCGAAAUGGGACGACGUCAACGUGGUGUCGUCCCUGCUCAAGUCCUUCAUCCGGAACCUGCCGGAACCGCUGCUUCCGAACGAAAUGUACCAUAGCUUUAUCAAUGCCGACAAACUGACCGGCCAGCCAAGACUGAUCGAGCUGAAGCAGCUGCUGAUGCGAAUCCCGGUGUACAACUACGAAACGAUGCGCCAUCUGAUGCGGCACCUGAACAUCGUUUCGACGCACGCCAACGUGAACCUGAUGGAUCCGCGCAACCUGGCCAUCGUGUUCGGACCGUCGGUGGUUCGAUCCGCCAACGAGUCGCUGGAAACCGCCGUCAAAGACAUGAAACACCAGUGCCAGAUCGUCGAGGUGCUCAUUAAUCAUUAUACCUACUUCUUCGAAGACGAUCUAUUGCCGAGUGUGGCGGAGAAACAAUCAACGACCACCGUUGAUUCCGGCUUGGACGUACCGUCAGCGUCGCUGUUGCUGGAUAAUGUUUCUAAAAUUGAACUAGCCUUCAAAGAAUCAUCCAAGGAGAGUAGCUCACACUUUGUGACUCAGAUCGUACAGGCGGCCAAUAGAAAGAUUCGAAGAACGGCACAGCGCAAGAGCACCAUGUCCUCGACGACACCGGACACCCUCUCACUGGACAGUACAACGUCAGCGGAAUCGAAGGAGCAAUCGUCCCGGUCCUCACAUCACCAUCAUCGGUAUCUGCACCCGAGCAGUGCCGCUGGCGGUGCUGGAGCUAUCGGUGGCGGUGCCACCAAUCCACCGGAUCCGGCGGCCAGUCCGGGAGUACAAUCGGACGACAGUCAGAAGGAGAACCUGGUUCAGCAGCAACAGCAGCAGCAGCAGCAGCAGCAACAGCAGUUUAACUACUAUCAUCAUCGCCAUCACCUGCAACAGCAUCAUCAUCAUCUUGGGAUCCGACACCACAGUACCACCAGCCAGAGCAACGACGACAACUCAUCAGUAUUAAACCGAUCGUCCGAGGAGGACUCCAACGACAGCGCCUUUGCCGACAAUGGUUCGAUGUCCCUGAAGACGAUCACGAUCACUCUGGACAACAAGCUGCGUUCGCUGCGAAACUCCUCGAUCGACUCCGAUCGGGACGUGGUGGACACGACGCUGGAAAGCGACAACAGUAGCAGUUGCUACAGUGCCUCCCUGGGUGGUGAUGGUGCAGGUACCAACUCGACACCAACCCGCCGAUCGGUGCACCAUUCGCGGCCCCUCACCCUCGGUGAAAACAUUCCAUACGCGGACGAGUCCCCGGAACGGCCGCUCAUCCAACCCCGCUCGAAGCCACUGCGGCAGCAUAACAACAGCAACGGAAACUUUCCGAAGUCUCCGGCGGACAGCACGAGCAACAGCAACCUGGUCAAUAACAACACCACCAACAGUAGCAGCGCGGGUGGCAACGCGGACGACUCGGUAAAGUCGGCCCAGUCGCAGAAAUCGAUCGACAGCGGUGGGACGACGACCAACUCGAACGAUAGCUGCGUGACGUUGGUCAACGAAAGCGUCGAAGACGAUGACGACGAGGACAAGGUGAACAACAUCUCGAUCAGCUCGGACGAUACGGACACGUCGACGACGAGCAAUCCGCGGGAGAAGCUGACCGCCACCUACCGCAUCGAUACGGAAGUGCUGAAGAAGAUGAACCGCAUUCUGACCAACCUGGAGCGGAAGGCCAACAAUCUGGAGAGGAAGUUCAAUCUGAACCGAUCGCUUUCGCUGAACUACAAAAACCACAAGAAUCUGGAGUGCUGCUGUGGUCACGCGGUGACCCCGGCGGCUCCCGGAGCGACCACCAUUCCGAUGAUUCAGUGCUGCAACAACAACAACAACAACAAUCUGCACGGCCACCAGAACCAGAACAACAACAACAUUAGCGUGAGUGUGAACAACAGUUUGAACAUGCGAUCGAGGCUGAUGCUGACCAAGGACGAGAAGACGGACAAGAACAUCAAUCGGCGACGGCAGAUCCACGACAUUAGCCAGACGGUCCCUGCGGCGGUGGCACCGAUGGCCACCGAUAGCAGCGGAUGUUGUGCGGCACAGCAAGGGCCGCAGAUCAUCCUGACGCCGACGGCCGCGGCGAAUCCGACCGUGCCCAGUGCUGGCGGCGGCGGUGGUGGACGCACGCGAAGGCAGAUGGGCAACCGUUCGAUCCGGCGGCGACAUACCGUGGGAGGAACGCACGAUUACUACUCGUCGAACAAGAUCGGCGGUGGCCACAAUGGAGUGCAGUGUCAGCAGCAGCAGCAGCAGCAACAGCAUCAAGGUGGUGGGGCGAGAAUGUUGGGGGCGGCUUGCGGUGCCGGGGCGGUGCCGCAGCAAGGGGUUUGCGGGGGUGACGAGAAGGGAUGUAAGGAUUUGGACUAA
This is a messenger RNA of Ochlerotatus camptorhynchus, 8162 nucleotides long. It is a transcript of the gene RhoGAP19D, whose product is annotated as Rho GTPase activating protein at 19D. The transcript is spliced from 17 exons. Gene Ontology annotation, molecular function: protein binding. The coding region runs from base 1062 to 8162 and encodes 2366 amino acids. The record is from RefSeq and is a predicted model, not a curated record. Gene Ontology annotation, biological process: signal transduction. Lineage: Eukaryota; Metazoa; Arthropoda; Insecta; Diptera; Culicidae.